Olea europaea var. sylvestris is the source of this 648-nucleotide messenger RNA. RefSeq lists its product as uncharacterized. NCBI's taxonomy places the organism in Eukaryota, Viridiplantae, Streptophyta, Magnoliopsida, Lamiales, Oleaceae. The transcript has a single exon. The record is from RefSeq and is a predicted model, not a curated record. The coding region runs from base 1 to 648 and encodes 215 amino acids.
AUGGGACAGAUUCGUAGGGUCAGCGAAAGAUGUUACGGGUAUUUGGAGCAAGCCAGUUUUUCAUUCUGGUCACAAGCAUUAUUCGUGGGUGACCGGUACAACAUCAUGACAAACAACAACGCAGAAUCAUUGAACUCAAUGCUGAGACAUGCCCGUUUGUUGUCAAACACGUGCUUGGUCGAGCACAUUCGUAAAACAAUGCAGAAGUGGUUUUAUGAACGUCGAACCAAUGCAACUUCAUGCAGUAGUAUAUUGUCUUCGAGGAUGGAGAACGAGUUACAGACAAUAUUUGAAGCUGGAACUAGGCUUCGAGCCCAUGAGUUGACAAACAACUUGACCCAGGUUAGAAUAUAUAAUGAUACAGAGAUAGUGGACUUCUCUGACAACAUGUACACCUAUCGUGAGUUUCAACUAAAUCCUAUGCCAUGUGCUCAUGCAACUCGUGCUGCUACCCUGAGUGGUAAGUCAUUAUACGAUCUAUGCUCUCUGUACUAUACAUCGAAAUACUGGAUGUGUGCCUAUAUGGAAGUAAUAUCUCCCGUUACAAAGGAAGUGGAUUGGGUUGUUCCAAAUGAAAUCCUAGGUACUCCUAUUUUGCCACCGGUUGUACGUCGUCCUCCAGGUAGACCACCCACGCGAUGUAAGUGA